AUGUCAUUAACAACAACUGAUUUACAAAAUGUAUUUCCUUUAUUAAGUAGAGGUAAAGUUAGAGAUAUAUAUGAAAUAGAUCCCCAAACUUUAUUAUUUGUUGCAACUGAUCGUAUAUCAGCAUAUGAUGUAAUAAUGCAAAAUGGAAUAAAUGACAAGGGUAAAAUACUAACUAAAUUAUCUGAAUUUUGGUUUAAUUUUUUACCAAUUGAAAAUCAUUUAAUCAAAAAAGAUAUUUUUAAAAAAUUUCCUCAAUUGGAACAAUUUAGAGAUCAAUUACAAGAUAGAGCUUUAUUAGUUCGUAAAUUAAAAUUAAUACCAUUAGAAGUUAUAGUUAGAGGUUAUAUUACUGGAUCAGCAUGGAAAGAAUAUAAGAAAUCCAAAACUGUACAUACUAUACCAAUUGAGGAAGAUCUUGUGGAAUCUCAAGAAUUUCCUCAUGCCAUUUUCACACCAUCUACAAAAGCAGAACAAGGAGAACAUGAUGAAAAUAUAUCUCCAAAACAAGCAGAAGAAAUAGUUGGGAAAGAAUUAUGUGAUAAAUUAUCUAAAACAGCAAUUGAAUUAUAUGAAAAAGCUAAAAAUUAUGCUAAAACAAAGGGGAUAAUAAUAGCAGAUACAAAAUUUGAAUUUGGAUUAGAUGAUCAAAAUAAUUUAAUAUUAGUUGAUGAAGUAUUAACACCAGAUUCUUCAAGAUUUUGGAAUGCUAAAAAUUAUGAAUUGGGAAAAUCUCAAGAUUCUUAUGAUAAACAAUUUUUAAGAGAUUGGUUAACUAAUAAUGAUUUAGCUGGUAAAGAAAAUGUUAGUAUGACUGAAGAAAUUGUUAAUAAAAGUAGAGAGAAAUAUAUUGAAGCUUAUGAACAAUUAACAGGUAAAAAAUGGGAAUAA
Messenger RNA from Lodderomyces pseudojiufengensis, 888 nucleotides. It is a transcript of the gene ADE1, whose product is annotated as phosphoribosylaminoimidazolesuccinocarboxamide synthase. NCBI's taxonomy places the organism in Eukaryota, Fungi, Ascomycota, Pichiomycetes, Serinales, Debaryomycetaceae. The transcript has a single exon. The coding region runs from base 1 to 888 and encodes 295 amino acids. Gene Ontology annotation, molecular function: phosphoribosylaminoimidazolesuccinocarboxamide synthase activity. Gene Ontology annotation, biological process: 'de novo' IMP biosynthetic process. The record is from RefSeq and is a predicted model, not a curated record. Gene Ontology annotation, cellular component: cytoplasm.